AUGGUAGAUCUAAAUGAAAAGAUCAAGCUCCCCAGCAAACCUCAUUUCGAGUACUUCAACAGCAAUCCACCUCGCUUAUGGGACUUUGAAUCCUUCAAAAAAUACAAAACAGCGCAAGCAGUUCAUCUACCGCGCAAUAAAAAAAUCAGAGCAAAUUAUGAAGAGGCAAUCCAGAAUAUCGUGAAUCUUUCUUAUAUCAGUAGCGAAAUGAAAGACUAUUUGGACGCAUUAUUAAACCCAGAAGUAAUACUAAAUGAAUAUUAUAAGCUAACAUGGAGUAUUAAUUUACUUUCCUUUAUGCAGAGCGAUAAAAAAAAUAAAGAAAAUAAUGCAGUGGUGAACCAAUAUAUCAACUAUAAGAAUGUUGUACUGCGAGGAUCCACUAAUGACAAUAUCAACGUGCAUAUUCACACGAUCAAAAGAAGAAGACAUAAUGAUGAGGAAGAGGAUCACAGUGGUGGCGAUAACGGUCCAGACGAUGAUGACUAUAUUGGUGUGGAUUCUCCUCAGCCAGGUUCUCCCUCACGCGCGGCGGAGGUUGAAGUGGAAGAACAUGAUUCGUUCCUUACGGACGAGACAGACCACACGUACCAAACUGAAGUUUCUAAUUAUUAUGCUGAAGUAUUGACAACCAGAAAAUACAUUAUGACAAUGAAGGAGGUCAACAUGAAUGAAUCAAAUACACAAGAAGAGUAUACUUAUGAUUGUAGUAGCUCCUUGUCUGAGAGAUUGUAA
Messenger RNA from Rhizopus microsporus ATCC 52813, 735 nucleotides. RefSeq lists its product as uncharacterized. NCBI's taxonomy places the organism in Eukaryota, Fungi, Mucoromycota, Mucoromycetes, Mucorales, Rhizopodaceae. The record is from RefSeq and is a predicted model, not a curated record. Bases 1 to 735 code for a protein of 244 amino acids. The transcript is spliced from 2 exons.